UUGUGAUUUUUUAUUCAAAUUAUCAGUAUCUUAACUUCUAACUUAUCAAUACAUGACAUAAAAGCGAAAUCGCGGCUUUAAACGGAAUCUGCUGAGAUUCUACGCUCGUCACAUAUGAAUUCCCCUUUUGCCUAUUAUGCAUAACAAGCAGUGUCGCAAGCAGUCGCUUCCAGCACACGGCAAUCUCACAGACGUACGUUCGUCCUACAUUCACCCCCCUUCUUCGAUCAACUGUCUCGACUUGACGACCAUUACCUAACCGGCCGCUCUACAAACUCCUCGCUAUAACAACAAACCUAUCAAUCGCCGAAAUGACACACAGCUCUUAAUACCUGAAUACUAAGGUCAAACAUCCCAUGAAAGUAAAUUUUGAAAUGGUAAUAUUAAACUUGCCUUGUCAAUCUGUUUACACACGCUUGACGAUCGUCAUUUAAUUAAUUCAAUACUCGAAUGCACGCGGUCAUAUAUAGAAGUUUUGUUUUAAAACGUUUAUUUUUAUCGCGCGUGUAAUUUGUGCAACUGCCAGCAUUCAUAAAAUAGUCUGUGUUGUAUUUAACGUAACAUUACCCGUUCUGUUUUUGAAGUUGCUGGUGUAAUGUGAAACGAGUUGCCAAAAUACUGGCAUGAUAGAAAGUGAAACUUAUGAAGUGAAAUGAAUGUGAAUAUGUGAAUGGAAAAUGCUGGCUGGUGAGGAGACCAGCAUCGACAUAGUGCAGCGAUGGUUGAUGCGACGGAGCAGCGGCGAUGACACGGACACAGGCAGCUCGAGCGGGUCGCCGGGCGCGCGCGCCGGCCGGCGGUCCUCACUGGCGCUCACGCCCGAGGACGAGCCCCUAGUCGACGUCACCAACAGGUCGCCGCCGCCCGCGCACAUCCCUACUGCCCUGCUCUACGCGCCGCCGGAGCCUCUCGAGCUGCUAUGCGUGUUCCCGGACCGUGCCUCCCGCGUAUGCGCAGCCGCGUGCGCGGCGGCGGCGCGCUCCGGCGGCGAGGCGCGCGCGGUGCGCACGGCGCGCGAGGCGCUCGACGCGCUGCGGCGCGACGGCGACGCGCGGCUACCGCAUGUCGCCGUGGUUGACGCGCGGCAACCGCAAGCGCUUGAUGCUGCGAAUCUCGCCAGAACAAUACGACAAGCCAAAAACACUCAGCACAUAAUUCUCAUAGCAGUUGUCAAGAAAAGCGCCUACCUGAAAGAUGACUUCGCUACUCUGCCUUAUCUGGAAGUGGGCUUCAAUAGGGUGAUGGUGGAGACAGUGGGCGCGACGGCGUGGUGCGCAGAGGUGCUGCAGGCGCGAGCCGCGGCGGCGGCGGCGCGCGCUCAGAUCGCCGCCAUCGCCGCGCUGGCCGCCGCCGCCGACCGCUGCCGCGACCUCGUCGCCGUCACCGACGACCAGCAGAGGAUACUGGUGACAAACAAAGCCUGGUGCCGGGUACUUGGCUGGCGGGCGGAAGACGGAGCGCGGCUCGCAGAUUCGGCGGGUGGCGAGGCUAUGAGACUGGCUGCUAGCGGCGCGCGCGAGUGGGAGGCACCGGUCACGUUGCGUCGGCGCGGCGCUCCAGAUCCGCUGCUGCUGCCAUGCCGGGGUGCUUCUAUAGCCUUGAACAGGAGCACAUCUCACCUCGUUCUGGUGUGCGAGCCUGGCAAUGCCACCGAGGCCGGUGCGGCGCGCGGCUCGCUCCACUCCAUCCGGCGCGGUUCGCUGGACGUGCGCUCCGUGGCCUCCGAUGGGCUACGGCGGACUUCGCUCGCCAAACUACAGGGACUACCACUUGAAGCUCCUAUCACUAAGGUGAUAUCCCUCCUAUCCACGGCCACAGACGGCGCCCCUCCAUCCACGAUAGCUUGCAUCGAGCGCGCCGUGGACAUGCUUAGGACCUCCGAGCUCUAUUCUCCACAAAUGAAAGAUGAGCCCAAACUGCGAGUCGAAGAUCCCAUCGCUACUGACCUUAUUGGCGCAUUGCUGUCGCGGGAGCAAGUGAACACAAACCUAUUUUAUAUGCAAGGACCAUCAAACGUGUUAUCAUCGCGGCGAAGCAGCAACGAUUCUACCGUCGUGCGCUCUCAGACCAACAGAACAAACAUUAAGCAUAAGACAUCGGGGCAACUCCGAGAACUUCUUGAUACAGCGCUGAACUGGGACUUCGAGAUCUUUCGACUCGAAGAGCUAACACGUGGACGGCCGCUGGCACAUCUCGGCCUAGCUCUCAUGGGAGGUCGCUUCGAUGUGUGUUCGGCGCUCGAGUGUGAUGAGCGUACGCUGCUGCACUGGCUGACUGUCAUAGAGACCAAUUACCACGCCGUCAACACGUACCACAACUCGACUCAUGCCGCUGAUGUUCUUCAGGCAGUAGCAUACUUCCUCGAGAAGGACCGCCUGAAGACAGUGCUAGAGCCCAUCGAGGCGGCAGCUGCCCUCAUUGCUGCAGCGGCACACGACGUGGACCACCCCGGCACCACGUCCACCUUCCUCUGCAACUCGCGGCACCCACUAUCCAUCCUGUACAACGACAUCAGCGUGCUCGAGUCGCACCAUGCGGCGCUCACCUUCAAGCUCACAUUUAAUGACGACCGCGUGAACAUAUUCAAGAAUCUCGACCGCGACACGUACAAGACGGUGCGGCACAACGUCGUGGACAUGAUCCUGGCCACGGAGAUGACGCGUCACUACGAGCACCUCGCCAAGUUCGUCAACGUGUUCUACGCCAAGGGCAACGUGGGGGGCAGCAAGGAGGACAACAUGAAUACUGAUGUGGAUCCACCCUCCCUGGACCCGGCAGCCAUCACUCAACCGGAGAACGUGGUGCUGGUGAAGCGGAUGAUGAUUAAAUGCGCUGACGUGUCUAAUGCGUCGCGUCCGCAGAAGUUUGCCUUUGAAUGGGCUAGACGAAUUGCGGAGGAGUACUUCCUACAAACAGACGAGGAAAAGGCAAAGGAUCUGCCAGUGGUGAUGCCGAUGUUCGACCGAGCAACCUGCUCUAUCCCACGCUCGCAGAUUGGUUUUAUUGACUACAUCAUUAAGGACAUGAUGGAGGCCUGGGCCGUAUUCAUCGACAUGCCGGAGCUGGUGACGCACGCGAAGCAGAACCACGCGCGCUGGAAGGAGCUGGACGAGGCGGGCGUCACCACCACCGCCGACGUGCGCCGCGCCCUGCGCGCCGCCGCUGGGCCAUCCGCCGCGUCCGCCUCCACCGCCACGUCCGCCUCCACCGCCACGUCCGCCUCCACCGCCGAGGAGUAGCCGAGAGGUCAACGGCCGACACCCUCCUGAACACAGGAUGAUUCUCGCUCGAAAAUAUAUUCUAAUUUGUCUGUCCUCUGAUUCGCUAACGUGCGACUAAUUUCGUAGCGAUUCUCUCGAGAACUGAUUGAAACGCCCGAAGACGCAGUCUCGCGUCGUGUGCGGUGAAAGAGUUCGAUAUCGACACAUCGAGACAUCGAGUGUGUUCUGUGCUGCUGCAGCAGAUUUCUACAAGUAGUGAUCCGCCAGAUACAAUUUUGUGAAAAGUCCUUCGGGUUUCAAAUAAAUCUCUGUAAUAGUCUUUUAAACAAUGUCUGCUGUGGUACCAGUUUCAUGCCUAGUAUGACGUCAAAUAGGUUAUAAAAAAGUCAAAGAAUUAUUUUACAUCUGAUAGACUCGGCAACACUGAAUGACAACUUUGGUUCACUGUGAACGUAGUAAUCGCUCAUUUACAUGAGAUUCAAAUAAACGUGUUGACGUCGGUAUAUAAGCAUUUUGUAAAAACUAAAACGGCUUCUACAUUAAUAUUCAUCAGGCGUGAGGAUGAUGGGAAAGUACUUUCUUCCUUUUUAGGGUUCCGUAGUUGAAGUAACAGAUAUGACAACUCGCACUGAAAUAGCUUUGAAGAUAAUCAAGUGAAAUAUAAUUCACAACUAAAUGGUUUAUAAAAACUUGGGUUUCUACUAUUAGUAGGUAUGGUCGUCUCUACUCGGAAACCUAGAAAAAAGAUCAAUUACUAAAUGUUUUUGUACAAUCGACAUCAAAAAUAAAUCUCGAUUUUACUAAAAUAUAGGCAAAUUUAAAAAUUACGGGUGUAACAAAAUUCUGAAGAUCUAUAAAAUUUAUAUAAUGUUCUUGUGAACAUGUAGUGCCUAAUUGAAGAAUUGGAUGUGGCACUUUAAGGCCGGAAACGAGACCAAGUAAAAUAUACUUUACUUGUAUAUGGAAUAGGGUUGAAAGUCCAACAACUUUCUGUUGUCUGGAUUAAAUUUGGAGUGUUCGGGUAAAGACUGGGCGUCUAAGACUACCCAGUUGCAUGCCGACCGAUAACUUUUUUCAAUUUUAAACCUCUUUAUCGUAAUUUUGGAAUUCAUACUUUAUUAUGUUAGAAGAAAGGUUGCUUUUGCACCGGUACCAAUUAGUGAAAAAAUUGAUAAGGUAAUCAGUUUGGGCACGAACUGGGUAGGUAAGUCUGAAAUGGAACAUAGAAUACUUAGACAAGAACGACGUCUAACGGACGUGUCCGAAAAUACGCUUAUUUUAUACUUAUAUCCAUGUUAGUGUGAAUAUCAUUGAUAUAAUAGUUAAUCUACUUUUUUAAGUAGCCAUAUUUAUUAGGUAAUAUUGAAUCCAAAAUAUUUACUAUAUUUAUACCCCAUCAUACCAAAACUGAUUUUCAUUAUUCUACUAUAGAUGUUAAUAAUUGGCAUAAUCUUUAAUAGGUACAAAUAUUAUUUAGGGUGACGAUGUUUAGUAGCCUUCUACUAUUCGUCGUGUACUUAGCUACUUUUAUUGUUGUUUUAGAGUAAGCCGUGAUAAAAGUGCCAUAUAUAACAUUGGCCAAUCGUAUCCACUGAUCAUUCUAUCCCUCAUAUUUCACUGCAUCCCAUGACAGUAUAUCCAUUUAGUUUUAAUGUAUUAAAACCUGCCAAACCAUUCUCAAACUAUUGACUGUCACUUUAUAGUAUGAAAAUUGAAAACAUUGGUCCAUUUAUACACUUGAGCUUUCAGAGAAUUCCUAUUUUUAUAAACUUUUUAUAGUAUUUCUAAAUUUUCGGAUUCAUAUCAAUCUUAAUAGGGACUUUUUAAGUAUUUUAUUCUACCAAAUUCCAAAUUUUCCAACCACUAAGUUUUCGGUUUUUUUCACUCCUGAAAAUGUAUACUUUUUCAACCGACUGUACUUUGUAUACCAGUGGUGAGGUGUUUUUAUUAUAUCUCGAGACGGGCUUGCGUAUUAGUAAGUAAGUAAGUUCUUUGUCCAAUGUCAUUGCAUCUCACUCUUACAUUAAGCAAAAUGUGAGACGCAAUACAAUACACAUUGGACAAAGAAAUUGAAUAGGUGGAAUGCCACCCUUAGAUACAGCAUGAUGUGAUUGGACACGAUUUAUUGAAGGAGCCUAAUCCUUCGGGAAUAGUAGAUUGUUAACCAAGGGAUGAAAGGCACUAAUUUCUGCCGAGGUAGUUUGACCAAUAGUCCGAGGCUGAAAUGAUGCCUUUCAUCCGAGUUAAACACUACUUUUCAUUUCGAAUACGAGGAAAGUAACAUGCAUGUGUUUUUUUAAAACAUGACCAAGUAUAAUUUUUUAUAGUAUUUCUUAAACGCUUAUUCUUCGGUUAACAAUUUAGGCAAAAGUAUCGUUAUUUAUGGAAUGGAGUCAAAUAUCAGAAUGAAAAUUUGUUAUACACAAAUCCAUUUAAACUCAAAUUUCAAUUGAUUAUCGUAAACAAAAUUAAAAAAUCGUACUUCGAACGUAAAAUGCUCUAGUGCAGACACUAUCAUUUUCUGCACACCUUUCAGAACAACAAUGACCCUCUUUCAUAGCAUGAGAAAUGAAAAUAAUUUUACAGUACAUAUGGUGCUACUUUCUCGCACUAUUGCGUAAAGAGCACUUUUCGUGCAUAUGUCGAAAGUUUAAAGGGCCAUAUGUACUGUAAAACGUUGUACGAUACACGUGCGAAUAGGUAAUUCGCAACUCGUGUCGAUUUAAAACGCUCCCUACGGUCGUGUUUUAAUUUAUCGCCACUCGUUUCGAAUUUCCUCUCUUCCGCACUUGACACUUGUAUCGUAAAUAACUAUUGACACCUCAUCACUGUUAAACCUACAACGCUAAUCUAAUCUAGCCUUUACUUUCUGUUGUGUAAUUUGGAAGAGUAAAUAUUGCCAAAAAGCGAUCUUUCAGAUGAUUUCACGGCACUGUUGAAAAUUGUUAUGAAGGUGUUUAUGUCUUCGUGGAACAGAGAUAAUAAGUUAAUUACUUUUCCCUACUAGUUAAUUAGUUUCAGUUAUUUCCCGUCAAACAAAAAUAGAUUACAUAUAUUGACAGAAAGAUGCUGUAAAUUCCAAUGUCAAAAACUAGCCAAAAACGUAUGACGCGAUUAAUGGAUGUCUAAGUGGCAUGUUUACAAAUGACAAUGUGCAAAUUAAAGUCUAGAGAGAUUAGCGUUUGUACAGUUGGGUCCAUAUUUGUAUAAGUAGUUGUAACAUUAGUUACGAAUACAUUGUAUACAUCAAUCACUUGAAUAUUUGCUGUAGCUACGUAAUUAAUUUUCGAAUAAGGUCUACUAUUAUUGAUAAUCAUUUGUUCUGUAUACAAUCGUCUGCGCGACGCUGGUCUAAUAUUAAAUUAAUUAUUACCAACUUGUAUUUUAUAGUUAAUAUUAAUAAUUAAUUAAUGAGAAUAAGAAUACGCUUCCUUGUGCUCAAUGUCAAUACAUAACGGUCUAACAUUAAUAUUUACUAUUAUAUUCAUACCUUUCUACUUAUUUAUAUUGUGUAACCACUUAUUUCAAUGUGUUACUUGUAGGUCGCGGUUGUUCAAUCUCAUUAAAUGCCCACUUUAUAUUUUAAAUAUUUGCCUACUAACAGUAUAAUAUGAUACCAAAUUAGAUGAUUGAAUUAUUAUAUUGUUAUAAUCGCUGUUUAGCUCAAUUUACUGUGUAGACUAACUGGCUACAUGUUAGUUUUAGAAAGCAGGACGAGUUUUAAUAACAAUAAUAACCGUUGAUAUCGGCAGUGUCAUGGUAUUCUUUCCCAAGUAUACAACAUUAUAUACCUAUAUAUUGUAUAUUUGAAAGUAUAUUGUCGCUAUCGCGUGCCAAAUACACGCAAUAAUCUCUAAAUGUCUCUAAUAGGUCUAUCUCUAAAGCAGUCUGUUCAGAGGUAGUAAAUAGUAGUAGUUUCAUGUUUGACAUGUUCUUAUUAUUACGCGAUAAACGACCUUAACUGUACUUACCUCUAAACCAAUUAUCGAGUACAAAAACAGUCAGAAGAUCGUGAAAUCUUAGUUAUAUAGUUGUCAGACUUGUCUGCAACUGCAUAUUCCCACAAGGGAAUCGCCAGGAGUGUACGAGUACCUAGCUAACAUUGAAAUAGCGACAUAAAUUCAAUGAACUAUCAUAAAUUCCUUCUUUCUCAAACCAACAUGACAGUGUAUUUCUGUUAAUUUACUUUUAAUUGUCACGUUUUAGUAAUAACUAAUUAAGAAUAAGGGGGCUGGUCCCUAUGUUUAAUUGUGGAGGUAAGUAAUUACGUUGUUGUGAAUUUUAUAUGCGAAGCUAUGCGUUGUAUAAGUACCAAUUAAUCAAUGUUAUUAUAAAGUUUAAAUUCUAAUACUUCCCAAAGAAGUGAUGCAUCAGGUCGUCGCUUUAUUCCUUAACCUUUUAACUGCCGCGACUAUUUUAUAUAACUCGCCCUCAGAAAACCUUACUGGAAUGAGUAAGUGAAUUUAAACUACUCGCUGUUACGAUCGCUGGCGGUCGAAAGGUUAAUACUUAUUGAUUGAGAGUUUCUAAGUUAACGUGGCAUAAUCAUAUUUUUUUAAGGCGAUAUGAACUUUGUUUCCAAAAGAAUGUAGUUUUACAGAUCUGAAGAAUUCUGACAACUCAAUACAAAUCUUGCGCCAGUUCUUACAAAUCGACCUAUCUACGUAAACAUCAUAAAUCGGCCUACUUACCUCUCCUCAAAUUAACGAGUUACCUAAUAGAUCAAUACAGUAUACAAUAAAGGUAUAAAGCGGCGAACAGUAUUUCUUUCUUAAUAUAGAUAAAUGGAGACAAAAAUUGUUGCUUGAGAUUUAACUAUGAAGGAUUUUGACAAAAUAUCUUACUUGUUCUAAUUUAACAUUAAAUCUUAAGCAACAGUUUUGAAUAACACACUAAUACCUACAUUUUGAAUGAAUGUCUAUGUUUGAAGUAAUAUGAAUGCAAAUUGUUAAGUGUUGUAAAAUAAAAGAAAUAUUUACAA
Messenger RNA from Cydia strobilella, 8202 nucleotides. It is a transcript of the gene Pde8, whose product is annotated as high affinity cAMP-specific and IBMX-insensitive 3',5'-cyclic phosphodiesterase 8. Lineage: Eukaryota; Metazoa; Arthropoda; Insecta; Lepidoptera; Tortricidae. The coding region runs from base 678 to 3239 and encodes 853 amino acids. The record is from RefSeq and is a predicted model, not a curated record. Gene Ontology annotation, molecular function: 3',5'-cyclic-nucleotide phosphodiesterase activity. Gene Ontology annotation, biological process: signal transduction; positive regulation of ERK1 and ERK2 cascade. The transcript is spliced from 18 exons.